Messenger RNA from Siniperca chuatsi (mandarin fish), 2805 nucleotides. RefSeq names its product tripartite motif containing 35-13 (gene trim35-13). The coding region runs from base 1396 to 2805 and encodes 469 amino acids. NCBI's taxonomy places the organism in Eukaryota, Metazoa, Chordata, Actinopteri, Centrarchiformes, Sinipercidae. The transcript is spliced from 6 exons. Gene Ontology annotation, molecular function: protein binding; zinc ion binding. The record is from RefSeq and is a predicted model, not a curated record.
UUAUCUGUCCAGUGACCGUAUGCAAAGCCACUAUUAAUCUGGCAUGGCUGUAGUGUGUAUGUGUGUGUGGGGUAUUUUGGCUGUUGCUAUCAAUAGCUCUGAACUGCUGCCUCCGCAUUGGCAAGGACACAAAUCAAAUUUUCACUUUGGCAUCCAACAAGACUGUCACUUAUUUGGUCAAGGAUUGCUCAGGAUGGGUUCACUCACUAUACUACAAAGAAUGCAUUCAAGACCAAACUACUCUUAUUGGACUCUUCACCUGUAAUUUCUGUAAUGUUGACAUGGUUAUGCCUUGCUGUGAUAUGUUAGAAGGCUUUUAGGGGAGUGUAAACAUACAAAUACAAUUAUACCUGACUUUAUUAUUCUAAAACCUAGAAUAAUAAUAUCUAAAUUAAUGUCAAUACACAGGAUAAGGCCUUGAGUAGCUAAUGUAUGUAACGAUAUUAACGAUAAACUAAUUUGUUACACAUACAGUACACACUAAUAACUCUCCUACCUGCAUGGUUUAAAGCUGACUGUGAGACUGAGAUGUAAUGGCUACAAUACGGUGUUUCACACACAAGAGUUGAAGCAGCACUGGGCUACACAGUGUUUUCUAAUGGCAGGAUUGUAUUCUAUCUCUAUUUUUGGUGCAGCAGUAAACUAACUUCUGCAACAAAAUAUUGGAUUACAGUACAAACAAGGUCAGCUUACUGUGAAAUACUUCUGAAAUGAACAAAUUAACCUUAAAGAUGACCAUGCUACUAUGUGCAGACCUUGCUUUGAAAUACCCUCUAUUUGCCCUUAAAAAAUAAAAAUUAACUAAACAAACAUUAACAGUUUCAUGUAUUAUACCAGAAGGGGGAUUUGUCUCUAUAUUUUAAAAAUAACUGUGUGUCAAUUCUUAAAAAGCUGUUGUCCAAAGCUAAACUUGACUGUAGAAAAAAGCUGUUCCAAUGGUCAGCAGGAGGAUAUUUCUUUACCCACAUAACUUACACCUGUCUAUUUAUAUCCUCACCCUGAGUCUUAUUUUAGGCAUUGUGUCUCCAUAAACUCUUUCAUUGCACUGUGACAGGUUGCUUCAAAAAGUGGUGAUAGCAUGCUCAUAGCAUAACUACAAUCAAAAGACCAACUUGAGGGCAAAUGUUCCAUCGUCACCACACUCUCUUCUGUCAUCCUUUGCUCUGAUCUGCACAGAUAGUCUCUUAAAUGUAAAGCCAAUUUGUUGUAUUCUGAGAUGUGGUGUUUAUUUGAGAACGCUCAAUGUGCAUGCUCAAUACAGGACAGAUCAACACGGGAUAUGCCGUUGGGAGCUGAGGUAUUAACACUUAUUUCUGAGGUUAAGAUGAGGUAGCCUUCCAGAGAUGUGGGAGGGGCCUCAGAUCCUGCUUUGUCAUUACAGCCCUGUGAAGAAGAAUGGCCACCAGACGCACUCAUCUUGAGGAUGACCUUUGCUGUCCAAUUUGUGGACAUAUUCUCAGUCAGCCAGUGGUGCUCACUUGCAGACACAGAUUCUGUAAAGCCUGUCUAAAAGUCAGCUGGGAGACACAAGGCAGUGGGGAUUCACACUACUGUCCUUUGUGCUGGCGCCGUUCCUCCAUGGAUCAAAUAGUGGUGAGCACUGUGCUGGAAAAGUCCUGUGAAUCCUUCAAGCUGGACAGAAGCAAGAAUGACCCAGAGGCUUGUAAGGAGCAUGGAGAAAAGCUCACACUGUUUUGUUUGGAGGACUUGGAGCCAAUCUGUGGUGUGUGUGGGAAAGCAGCUGCACAUGCUGGGCACAGGCUCUAUCCCAUUGGGGAAGGUGCUCAUGACUGUAAGGAGGAACUGAAGAGUGCGCUUCUGCCUUUGAAAGAGAAGUUGCAGCUGUACAGGAAGGCGAAAAUGGCCUGUGAGGAAAUGGCAGAACAUGUCAUGAACCAAGCGGAACAUACCGAAACACAGAUCAAAGAGGAAUUUGAAGCCCUUCACCAUUACCUGAAAGAGCAAGAGGCUGCCAGACUUUCUGCUUUGAAGGCUGAUGAGGAUCAGAAGAAUCUGAUGAUUAAACAGAGGAUUGAGGAGAUGAGCAAUGAAAUUACGUCUCUGUCCAACACCAUCAGAUUAGUGGAACAGGACAUGAAAUCUCAAGAUAUCCCAUUUCUUAAGAAUUACAAAGAAACAAUAAGCAGAACCUGGCAAACUCCCCUUGAUCCACAGAUGAUUUCUGAUGCUCUGAUUGAUGUGGCCAAGCACUUGGGCUCUCUGAAAUUUAAAGUGUGGGAGAAGAUGAAGAGUAUAGUAAAAUAUAAUCCUGUGAUUCUGGAUCCCAACACAGCAGCUAGCUGCUUCAUCCUCUCAGAGGAUCUCACAGUUGUGCAGAACUCUACCCAGAUUUUCAAGCUGCCAGACAACCCAGAACGCUUUGACAUCAGUGCUGAGAUGCUGGCUGCUGAGGGCUAUUCCUCUGGACGCCACAGCUGGGAUGUGGAGGUGAAGGACAACACCUACUGGGUGGUGGGAGUAGCCAGCGAGUCCAUCAACAGGAAGGGCAAGCACGUGUUGACACCAGCAGAGGGAUUCUGGACUAUAAGGUUUCGUAACGGAGAGCAUAAGGCCUGCACAGCACCAUGGGGGCCGCUGAACAUGACUAAGAAGCCAGAAGUGAUAAGAGUAGUUUUAGACAUGGACCGAGGCAAGGUGACAUUUUAUGACCCUGGAGAGAGAACACCUCUCUACACCUUCACAGAUGUAAUCACACCCAGAGCCUUUCCCUACUUUUGCACUGCCUGUAAAGAUCAUCCACUGAAAAUCCUACCCACAAGGAUAUCCUUGUCAGUGGACCACUAA